AUGAAUUGCUUGUUUUGGAAUAUACGUGGAAUUGGGAAAGGUGAGAGGAGUAUGACAAUUAGGAAGUUUGUGGAACAAAAGAAAGUAUCCUUCAUGGGUUUAGUGGAGACAAAACACAGAAGAUCUAUAAGAAAUAGGAUGAAGAGAAUGUGGGGUAAUGAAGAAUAUGAGAUAUGCGAAGUCUAUGCCAGUGAGACAAACAGAGGGGGGGUGAUUGCUGCUUGGGACACGAAAACUUUUAAUGUCUCAAAUAAACACUCUGGGAGUAGAUGGAUCCUACUAGAAGGCUGUGUUAAAAACUUCAAUUUUGAGUGCUGUGUGGGGGUGAUUUAUGGGCAUAAUGAUAGAGUAGGAAGAUUCGCCAUGUUUGAAGAGCUUAAACAAUUGAUGCUAGCUAUAAGUAAACCAAUUCUACUGUUGGGUGAUUUCAAUGUCGUAUUACACCCUAGGGAAAGAAUCAGAUCUUUUAGAUGCGACCGGAGCAUGAGAGAAUUCUCGGAGUGGAUUAUUGAUUUGGGAUUGAUUGAUAUACCAUUACAUGGCGUAAAGUUUACCUGGAGACGGAAUGAAUCAAAAAGUAAAUUAGGCAGAGGGCUGUGUUGUCAGGCAUGGAUGAGAAAUUCCCAAAUUUAA
Molecule: messenger RNA, 633 nt
Organism: Amaranthus tricolor (Joseph's coat)
Lineage: Eukaryota; Viridiplantae; Streptophyta; Magnoliopsida; Caryophyllales; Amaranthaceae
Exons: 1
Coding region: 1-633 (210 amino acids)
Molecular function (GO): catalytic activity
Source: RefSeq, a predicted model, not a curated record